Tympanuchus pallidicinctus (lesser prairie-chicken) is the source of this 5729-nucleotide messenger RNA. Its product is annotated as polymeric immunoglobulin receptor-like. Gene Ontology annotation, molecular function: transmembrane signaling receptor activity. The transcript is spliced from 10 exons. Gene Ontology annotation, cellular component: plasma membrane. The record is from RefSeq and is a predicted model, not a curated record. NCBI's taxonomy places the organism in Eukaryota, Metazoa, Chordata, Aves, Galliformes, Phasianidae. Bases 2953 to 4728 code for a protein of 591 amino acids.
GGGAGCAGCUGCUUGCUAUCUCUGUUACUAACCCUUCAAAUCACCUGGUCAAAAGCAAUCAGCCUCCACCCAAAGCAUCUUGCCACCCCACUGUUCAUCAGAGUGACUCAGGAUGUGUUACCUGGCUCGACCGGCUGCUCUCAGGAGAGCUCAUCCAACAGCAUCACUGCUGCCUUUGCUCUCACCCUGCUGCAGCCAGAGCUCACUCCUAAUGCAGGAACAGCUGCGGCACUUGGAGUGCAAUGUGGGGACAGUGGGGACAUGUCCCUGCUAUGGGGCUGUCGUUCUGCUGCAGCUUUGCAUACCAGAAGUCCUCCUCACCUUUUGUAAGGAGUCCAUGGGAUGCCAGGCUCACCUGGUGGCAGGUCACCAGGUUUUGUCACCCGUGCAAUGUCCCCACCAGCAAGGUGACAGCAUACAAUGCAUCAGCAUGAGUAUCCUGGUGAUGGGGAAGGGAGAGUCCAGCACACACAAGCCAUGAGUGCUCGUUAUUCUGGUGCCUGUGCUGAACCACUCCUAUGCUGAACAAGGCAGUGAGCAAACAGAGCAGCCUUAACCCCCCCCCCCCCGCGCGGCUGGGCUCCCCUCACUCUCUUCCUUCCCUCGCGGUGCCCUUCCCUUUCCCACCAGCUGGAUGCUGAGCAGUGAGCGCAGCCCCUUCCUUCAGGGAAGCAAAUGCAGAAGCAGCGCAGUGCCCCACUCUGUACCUGGAAAAAUCAGGAAUCUGCAUCCCAAUAACCAGAAAAGAAAAAAAAAAAAAAAAAAGAAAAGAUAGAAAACUACUCUCCAGAAGUGUUCUUUUCCCAGCUGUGACCUGCAAACUGCUCGUCUCCCCACCAGGGCCCAGCAGCAGCGUUCUGCUGCCGUGACAGAUCCGCGGCAGCGACACGCGGUGGCGGUGCGCGACACGAGGUGACGAUGCUCAAACCCGAUCCCCUCCGCCCGCAUCCAUCCCAGAGCCGCACCGAAGGGCAGGAGCACGGCUCCCAUAGCAAUGCACGGGACGUCAGCUGUUCCUGCACUGAGGUCACGCAGAUAGCGAGGGAACGGUUGGGAAACAGCCAGGGAAAGGCAAGAGAAAGGAAGAUGUGGGGGCCUUAACCCAGUGCCACAGUUAAAAUGAAUUAUUAACAUCGGUGUGGAAGUAGAGAGGCUGUGUCUUAUCAGCAGCAAUAAAGCAAUUAGGACAGAAACCUUUGAGCACACAGAAUGCUUCCCGGACUGAGGCACCAACGGAGCUCAGACCCUUCACUGCACCUCCUGAGCUGAGAUCUCUGCUCCCCAUGGGCAUCGACUCUUACCCCAGUGACAAGCCAUGGGGUCUUGCAGGGUCACUGCUGCUCCAUCAUUUGUGUGGGGCAUGGAGAGAUCCCAGCUGCCAUCCAGGUGUCAUCCAGACCCAUCUGAGCCCCAGUUGUGGCUUCCCGCAGGGCAAGGACAAGGACAAGGAGUUCUGGUUCUCACCUGCAGCAUGGAGGUGUUUCUCACCCUCAGUUUUAUGUGCCACAUUUUAUUGCAAUCCAGUUGUUUUGCCAUCAACAUGGUAAAAAACAAAUAAAUGCCCUUAGGGAGACUGAUAUCACUGAAGCUGAAUGGGUGAUGGGAGCUGGUUAUUGCACAGGUUUGGUACAAAGCAACAAAACGACUGCAGUUUAAGUCAUUUAAGUCAUCAAACGAUGAUAAAGAAAGCAAAACCGCUGGAUAGAGAUACACCUUUGUCCAGGGAAAAUCCAAGUGCUUAAGAAAGCAUGGUCCAAGUCUUCAAAGCAUACCUGUGCCCCAGAAGCUUGGGAGUCCAACCUUUGUACCCUGGCACGUUGGGCAGGGCAGAGCAAAGCUCUCCAGCAAGUCACAUCUAUUGGCUUUGCCAUGAGCACCAAACCACCUGCUGCUCUCACAUGGAGUGUAAUGUCCUGCAAAGCCUGUGGGUAUGGAGAGGGCAGAACCAACCUGGGGCGUUUUCAGCACUGCUGUGCAUUGACUGUGCUUCAAUCCAUCAUCUUUAUUUGUAGGAAAAACAGAGCAAAGUCUGCCACAACAUCACAACUGUUGCUAUGCGCACUUCUGCCUUUCCGGAAGCAGUGCAAUCCACCAACCAACAAACUUUAAAUGCACAGCAGUUAAAAUGCAGCACAAUUAAAAUAAGAAAGAAACUAAUCACUACGAAAUGACAAGUUACUGAGAGAUCAUAAUGAUAUUCUCAAGUAAAAUCCACGUGCCUUAGUGACAUGCUGCUUUGAUUUGAUUUCUCAACUUUGAUCUCUUUAGCUGAUUGGCAAUUUGGUUUAAUCAGGCUAUGGUGCAAUGAUCCAAUAUAAUUUCCCUCCAUUAACAUGAUUAUAACUACCUGGAAAGCCAGUUUUCUCGCUGGCUUGCUGCAGUGAGAAACUUUAACAACUGUUGGGGCAGAAAACAGACUUUUGUUCUGGAAUCCUCUAGAAUGUGGUGCCAGAGGAUGAGCAUCAGGGUGGUUCAGACUGCAGAAGUGGGGAGAAACACACACAAUGAUCAUUCUUGAUGUGAAGUUCUGCCUAAAGGCCCUUCCCAGCAAAGAGCAUUUCAAUGCUAGUAAUUAAAAACCAUUCCUUUGUGUUACAACUUUGCAUGUUGUCUGAAGCACUGGGGAAUUCCUCAGAACUGUGCAGUUUCUGCUCCUGGCUUCUUCAUUGGUUUCCUUUCCAUCAUGAAGUGGCUAAAAAGGAGCACUCUGCAGGUUCCAUAUUCAGUACAUCACUGUCAUUUCUCCUAUUUCUGUCAUUAUUCUGGCUGUCUCCAACUUGCUCAGCAAUGCACUGCUGAACCUCAAUAGAGCAAAAUCAUUAUUAACUCUAAACAUCGUUACAUUAAAAAACAAAGAAUUAAACAUCAAGAGCUGAGCAGAGACCAGCAGAGCCGCAGACCAGAAGCAGAAGCAUCCUAACCUAAGGGACACCAGCAAAAACUGUACCCAAAAUGAGAUUUGGAAGUUUGCCGAGUGAACAUUCGAGAAGGGCAGAGAUGGAAGUUCUCCUCCUCUUUGUGGCUUUGCUGCAAGAGCCAGCCUCAAGCACCUUGUAUGGGCCCAGGUUUUUGUCAGGUGCAGUAGGAGGGUCCAUCACCCACCAGUGCUUCUACUCCAUCACGCCUGCCAACAAGCAUGACAGAAAGUUCUGGUGUAAAAGGAAGAGCGAUGGGAUUUGCUACACCAUCAUCUCCACCACCAACUUCAUCUCAGAAGACCACGUGGGCCGAGUGGCCCUGGAGGAUGUCCCUCAGAAUGGCACCUUCAUGGUGACGAUGACACAGCUGAAGACAAGUGACACAGGGACCUACCGCUGUGGUAUUGGCCCCACCAACAGCGACCUCCACGUCAGCCUGAACCUGACGGUGUCAGCAGAUGUGGGCACGCAGAGGCCAAUUGAGCUGUUCCUUGGGGAGCUCCGUGGCUCUGUCACCAUCCUCUGCCCACCUGGGGACAGCCGGGGUGGCACCAGGAGGCUCUGGUGCAAAGUGGGGAAAAGCAGCUGCAUCCUCAUUGCUGACACCGAUGGCUACGUGGGAAUGAGCUACGAGGGACGGAUCUAUAUUACUCCCCAGGACAGCUCUGGAGCAUUCAAAGUGCUGAUAAAUGAUUUAAGGCCAGAAGACGUGGGGCUGUACAAGUGUGGGAUGGGCAGCCCAGCUGACUGGGACAGCUGGCAGAUGGUAGCCCUGCAGGUGACCACAGUCCCUGCCCAGCCCCGGAGGGUGAAGUUUCUGCAUGGCAGCGUGGGGGGCUCACUGUCCCUCAGGUGCCACCACGACCCUGCAGGCAGCUACACCAGCAAGUACCUGUGCAGGUGGCAGAAGGCCAACUGCUCCCUGCUGGUGGACACCGAUGGGUUUGUGCAGGAGUCCUACAAAGGGCGCAUGUGGAUCAGCAGCAGCAUGCAGGACAGUGGGACCUACACCGUGAUGAUGAGCCGCCUGCAAGAGGAGGAUGCAGGGUGGUACUGGUGUGGGGCCAGGAGCGGGCAUAGGGAGCACACGACCCCCAUGAAGUUGCUCAUUGAGAAAGAAAUCUUCACUUCAUCAAACCCAGCAAGGCACAAUUCUGUGAACCCCACUUUGCCGUUCAGGUCAUCUUCCAACCAUGUAGUGACACAGAGUAGCACCACAUGGCCAACAGACACCACAGAACCAACAGACACCACAGGACCAACAGACACCAUGGGUCCAACAGACACCACUGGGCUGAGACUCACCGCAAUGUUGGCAUACAUCACAGGCACCAGAACUGAGGGCACCAGCCCCCAUCCAUCCACCAGUCCUCCCCCCAGCACCUUUGUGACCUCCCUCAGUGACACCUACAGCCAGAGCUCAUCAGGCGAAUUCUCUCUGCUCUCCGUUGUGAUACCAGCUCUGGUUUUGCUGAUUUUCAUCAUUACCACUGUUCUUGUCCUUACCAAAAUAAAGCUUCGUAAGGAGAUGGAUGUAAGUAGGCGUUGGAAGAACUUUUCCCUCCCCCACAUAUGUGCAUUUUGUUCAGAAGAAGGAAGCACCCUGGGACAGACAGAAGCUGUGCUGGUGCAGACUGGGCUGAGUCCCACUGAAGGACAGGGGAUGGAGGACCUCAGCAGCCCAGACAACACCAAUGGAUGCAAGGCAGAGGCAGGCAGACAUCGGAUGAUACGUGCUCUCCUUGGAAGGUUCGGGCAGACCAGGUUGUAUGAAUCCUUCAGUGAAAAAUAUUCUUUCCAUCAUGAAUGAUGAAGACUUGAGGGAACCCAGGCAGAACCCCUCCUCUCAGAGCACGAUGUACAUAAGCUCAGAAGCUCCUUUACUGAAAGGCAAAAUGCAGCUAUAACCUCAAAGCAUGCAGCACUUCUUCCUUGCUCCCCAUUCCACAGCCAAAUGCCUUGUUGUGUGGCGUGUAGAGAACAAAAUGAAGCAACUAGCCAUGCUGUUCCUGUAUGCGACCCUGACUGUCUCCUGUAGAGCAGAGCACCCCAAUGGGGAGCUGGGUAUGGAAUGCAAGAAUCCUCAGGGCUGCAGGUCUGACUCUUGGAAAUCUUCAUCCUUAGGGAUUUGUUUUGCAAAGCACAAACCGUGUCAGACUUCAGUUCAACACCAAAGGUUUCAGCCCAGACUGUGUGCCAUACUUCAGCCUGGAGGAAAAAAAAAAAAGCAAAGCAAGGGUUAUUUGUGUUCUGGAGAUGCCAAAGUGCUUUGGCACCUGUGACUUGGCAAGACGACGCUUCCUUGUCUGUUAAAGCAAAUAUAUUUGCGUAAUUCCAUCUUCUUCAGAGACAAAGGAUCAGUUUUACCAGAAACUUCAAGGGCAAAGACGGAGGUUUGGAUAAAGAAGCUGUUAGUCUGUCAGGAACUGCCUCUUGUCCAAGGUGCCCAAAUGGCUGCAGGCCCUCACCUGGCUGCCUUCAUCCAAGGUUCCUCUGCCUACUGCGGUGCCACCAUUUCCAGCUCCUUCCAAGCACAUCUCUGUGCACGUGAGCAGCCAGACAGGAGGUGGGAAGGAAACAUGCAGGCAUCCAAAAAGGAAAGGCUCUCCUGAGAGCAGUAGGUGUACAAAAAGCAAACACACCUGUGUUUAUUGUGGCCAAGCACAAACCCCAGAGCCGCUGUCCUGCUCCAGCUCCUCAGCUUGUCCUAUGAGCGGGUGAGAAAGUCUUCCUGUGGCCCCGAAUAAAACAAAAUCAUUGCUUUAAUUAGAAUAAAGGAAAGCAAGUUAAUGUCUCAUCCCACACAAACAA